Molecule: messenger RNA, 414 nt
Organism: Penicillium mononematosum
Lineage: Eukaryota; Fungi; Ascomycota; Eurotiomycetes; Eurotiales; Aspergillaceae
Product: GFA family protein
Exons: 4
Coding region: 1-414 (137 amino acids)
Molecular function (GO): carbon-sulfur lyase activity
Source: RefSeq, a predicted model, not a curated record
AUGACUCUCACGGGAAGCUGCAUGUGUGGCGGUAUUACUUACGCCGUCGAAGCUGACACAUAUCUGUCCGCCCUGUGCUACUGCACUGAUUGCCAGAAGUGGACUGGUGGUGCAUUUACCUCCAACGCAGUCGUUCCCCGCGCCAGCUUCAAAUUGACAAAGGGUACCCCCAAUACCUACGAUGUAGUUGGCAACAGCGGAAAGAUCAAUAAGCACUCCUUCUGCCCGACCUGCGGUUCAGGUCUCUACACAGAGCUGGAGGUCAUGCCCGACAACACUGUUAUCAAGGCCGGAACCCUCGACGGCGGCGAGGCGAAUCUUAAAGGAAAGAUUGAUGUCGAGUUCUAUGUUAAGGACCGUCCAACCUACCUUGCUGCGGUGGAGGGCGCUAAGCAGGAGCCAAUGUUUGGUUGA